UCAGGGUCGUGUGUUGGCGCUGUGCCAUCUUUGAACGAGCGGCAGGCCGCGGGCCUCUGACUGCAAGAGACCGGUGAGUCUCACACGAGACAACGGAGGACACGAGACCGGAGAACUCAGCGCCGAAACACGGGGAGGACCUCGCGCUACCGGCCCCGCGGCUCUACACGCAUCACAGGUGACGGUUAGCGGCGGAGCAGAGUGAGAAGACCCGCCGCAGAGGAGCGAGAGUACGGCGGGGGCCAGGCGUGUUCAGGAGGCUGUGCGGACCUGUGACUGGCGCUAAGCUAACACAGCUAGUUAGCUUAGCUAGCGUAGCUUUUGUAAUCCUCCGCCGGCCACACACACACAGAGACGGAGACACAUAGACACCCAUAUAUAUACACAAACACACACACAGAGGACCGAGGCCGAGCGGAGCGGCCGGGGGAUCCGGGCACAGCGGCGGAGCUUCUCCUUCAGCUAACGUUAACUAACUACAUUAUCCAGAAAGAGACGGGACCGGCAGAGACAGGAGGCUGGUUCUAAGGGGUGAGGCCGGAGGACCAGACUCAAUGAGUUUCAAGCGAAAUGUCCGAGAAGUCAGGGCAGAGCACCAAGGCAAAGGAUGGCAAGACCAAGUAUGCAACCCUUAGCCUCUUCAACACUUACAAGGGCAAGUCUCUGGAGACCCAGAAAACUGCAGUUGCUGCCAGACAUGGGCUCCAAAGUUUGGGCAAAGUCGCGGUCAGCCGGCGUAUGCCACCUCCGGCCAACCUGCCCAGCCUGAAGGCUGAGAACAAAGGCAACGACCCCAACGUCAGCAUUGUUCCCAAGGACGGCAGUGGUUGGGCCUCCAAACAGGACCAGCCCGGAGAGGAAAGGCAACAGGAGACCCCUCCUCCACCACCACCACCACCAAAGCCCCCUGUUCCUCAAGUGACUGAAGCCCCUCUAGGCGCCAGUCGUUCUUGGGCCAACAACAAGCAGCCUGGACCACCCGAUGGAGGUCCACGAAUAAACAGCCAGUUCCACCAAGAGUUUCCCAGUCUACAGGCAGCAGGUGAGGCAGAGAAAUCGCCUGACCAAGAUGAAGAGCCCUAUGGACCAGGACCCAGCCUCAGACCUCAGAAUGUGGGCAGCUGGAGGGAGGGUGGGGGUAGAAAUCUGAAUGUGGCUCCUGGCCCCUCAGAGAUGGACAGCAAGGCUUCUGAAGAGGCGGGGGUGGGCCGAGGCACUCCCUCCCCCACAGGGGACUCUGAUGAGACCGGAAAACCUGCUGCUGCCGAAAAAAGAGAGACCAGAGACAGACUUUCUGCUCCUACCUCCCAGCACAAAGUUAACGGUGGACAGCAACCACCUGGAGGUGUAGCCUCUCAGUUCCAUGCCCAAUUUAGGAACAUGAUGCCACCUUAUAUGUUCCCUCCAUAUUCUCGAAUGCCAUAUCCACCUGUGCAAGGAAACUUUAGAUUCUCUGGCCAGCAAGAAGGAUCCAAGGGUCCACGGGGUGGCAGGCCUUCCCAGGCUCCACCUCAGGCUUGGCUGCAGGAUCCAGACCGUCCCUCCAUUGUUAGUGCUUCUGAACUGAAAGAGCUUGACAAUCUGGACACUGAUGCUGAUGAGGGCUGGGCUGGUGCCCAAAUGGAAGUUGACUAUACAGAGAAACUGAACUUUAGUGACGAUGAGGAAAAUCAUUCAGCAAAAGAGAAAGGAGACAAUUGGGAGUGGAUGAGCAAGGUGGACCGCAUGCGAUCACGCAACACUGAUCCCCAGGAAGGGUGGAAAGAGGGCGGAGAAGAAAAGGCAGAGCUCAAGAGCUCAUGGGCAGACAGUGGGGACCCUAGAGCUCCCUCUCCAGGCAGUAUGACUCAGUACAACAAAACAGGACCAUCCUCAGACUACCAGGGUCAGGCAGCAGGACGAUCUUUAGGAACUGGUACUGCUCGUGUAGUAAAGCCACCCAGCACAGCUGCUGCUGAGGAUGAGUCUGAGGCAUGGAGACAGAAACGGAAGAAGCAGUCGGAGCUUUCUGAAGCUGUGGAACGUGCUCGGAGACGGCGUGAGGAAGAAGAGAGACGCAUGGAGGAGCAGAGACUGGCCGCUUGCGCUGAAAAACUCAAGCGCCUCAAUGAGAAACUAAGACCUGCUGCCCCAGUGGAGAUUACCAAACCGGCUACACCAGUUCAAAGUGCAGAGCCAGAAGAGACUGAACCAGUGCCUAACCUGACUUCUGAAACCCCAAUUUCUCAGGCAGCUCCUCCACCACACACCCAUCCAUCUAUACCCACGCCUUCUCAUGAUAGGCCAGAGCCAAGUGUGGAGGAAGAGCCACAGUUUGUUCCUAGGCAACCCAGCCCUCCCACCCACAGGACUGUUCAGGAACCACAAGGGGCUGAGGUAGAUGUUGCUGUAACUGAGGAGGUGCAAGUGGAGAGACAACCAAUGAGAGACUACUUUAGCACAGAGGAGGUUAGAGUUGAAGAGCCUCAGUUGUGUAUUCCUCGAGUGGAUCAUUCGAGUAACGAGGAGCCACCCCAUCCACAAUUGGAAAAUGAGGGAGAUGUAGGGACAAAUGUCCGCCCCUCUCUCACAUCAGGCUAUUCCAAGCAGUUCCAGAAAUCUCUGCCACCCCGUUUCCUUAGACAGCAGGAGCAGUUGAAGCAACAACAGUGGCAGCAGCAGCAACAGCAGCAGCAGCAGCAGCAACAACAGAGUGGUGGAGGCUCAGUGUCCCCCUCAGGAGGAUCAGUUCCCCCCCAGCAUCGGUCUCUCUAUCAGCCCCUGGGUCCUCACCACCAGCAUCUGGCCUCCAUGGGAUUUGACCCACGUUGGCUGAUGAUGCAGUCAUACAUGGACCCACGCAUGAUGUCUGGGCGCCCUCCUAUGGAUAUACCGCCUAUGCAUCCAGCUGGUAGAAUGCCUCCGAAGCAGCUGGUCCGAAGAGAGCCCACAGAUAACAGCAGUUCUGGGUCUGACUCCUUUGACCACCUGACCAGACCUAUCAGAGAGCAUGGAAUGCCCAGUGAGCCACGAAUGAUGUGGGGUUCUGAAACUUAUCCCCCAGCUGAGCCCUCUGCUACACCCCCUAAAUGUAGGGAGGACUGCAAGGAUCCAAGAAUGGAUGCUGGUUUGGAACUGGAGAGGGGACUGUCAGCGGUGUAUCCCCAGGAGCACAGCUCACUGGAUUCCAGGAGCAAGAGUGACUUUUUUAGGGACUCUUCUGAGCCCCUCUCUGCAUUCAGCCAUGCCUCAGAAGAGGUGCCAGGUCUUCUGCAGACAGACAGGACCACAGUCAUCCCUUCCUUUGAAGCUGAGGCGGCAACACUUUCUGGUGGAGAGGAGGUAGACUCAAUCGGACAAGCUGUUUUAAAAAGGACCAUUUCCCAAGGAUCUAGCCAUUCCCUCAAACUGGAAGAACCAAGGUUUGAAGGUGUUUCCAUAGCUCAAAAGACCAUUGAUCUCCCCAGUGCUACAGAACGGUUGGAAGACUCUUGUAGAAAGGAACCGUUUGGCCCAGGAUCUGCGAUUAGCAACCGGGCCACCCCACCUGCUGCUACAGAAAUCAUUCACAAACCAGAAAAGCUGCCACUACCUGCAUCCAGCAAGCAGAAAGCAGAGAUGCGCUGGGGCUCUCGCAGCUCCGGUGCAGGAAGAAGAGAUGGUGCUGGAGGGGAGCGACCAGCUAGGAGGUCUGGGCCGAUAAAGAAACCUGUUUUACGAGACAUGAAGGAGGAGCGGGAACAGAGGCGAGAGAAAGAGGAGCGCCACGAGCGAGGGGAGCGGCCCAAAAAAGAAGGGUCGUCUAUGAAGGCCCCUUUGUCUGCCGCAGCUGCGGUGUCUGACGGACAGAAGAUCUCCAGCGAGGAGCAAAAGCAGAGCACAGUCGAAGCAGAAGUUGGAGCAGCUACUGGCAGCAGCAAGGCAAGAGAGCCACAAGCAGCAGUUGGUGUGACUGGCAGCACGCAGGAGGAGAAACAAAUCAAACCUCCAUCCAGUGAAAAACGCUCUGAACCCAAACUUCCCUCUCGUAAAGAGUCCAAUCUGCCACCCAGAGCCUACCGCAGAGAAGAGAGGGAGAAGGAGAGAGAUAGAGAGCGUGAUCGGGAUAGGGAUAGAGAUAGAGAUAGAGAAAGAGAUGGUGAGAGGGAAAAUGAUUGGCCUUCUGAUGCAAACUUUAAAGGUCGAGGUCGAGGCGAGUACUACUCACGUGGCCGCAGUUACAGGGGCAGCUACAGUGGAAGAGGGCGGGGCAGCCGCGGUCGUAGUCGAGGGGAUUUUCCAUACCGAGAGCCACGCUCUCGCACCGACUUGCUUAGUGCUGCUGGGGCAACAGGCUUCCGCUGUCGGGAGGAGAGUGAGACUCGAAGUGAAAGCUCAGACUUUGAAGUCCUGCCUAAACGCAGGCGCAGGAGAGGCUCAGACACCGACUCGGAAAGUGAAGGCAGAGAGUCCGCCAGCGACACUGGAGCUUCUGACCGGGAACCUAGUGCCAAGCCCAGCAGACCCCUGCGCCGUGAUUUACCCGAAUCUCGCUCUGCCACCAAGUCUGCCUCAGGCUUCGGGCCUGGUCAUCUACCGGACAAGUCUAACUCUCGGGGUGAAGAUGAGGGCCGGCCUAAGCCUGGGUUUUUGCCAAAGGGUGAACCAUCGCGACGUGGUAGAGGCGGGCUAUACACUCGAAGAGGUGGUGGCAGAGAGCGUGGUGCCCCCAGAUCAGCUCCUCUGCGUCGGUCUGGUCCACGAGAGAGUCUGCCAUGGCCAUCCAAACCCAUGGAAACUUUCCGACCAGAAGAAGCAGAGACCUUCUCCCGCUUGGAUGGUGCACAGCCUGAACAACGCAUGCCUAAAUAUGAUAAUAAGAAAUUAAGGGAAGGGGGUCAAAAUGUGAGAGACAGACCUCGGAGGCCCAGACCAGCUAGACCUCCUAGGCAGGACAAACCACCACGGUUUAGGCGCCUUAAGGAACGGGAAGCAGCGGUUAUAGCAGGGGAAGGGCCUGCUCCAGCAGCAACAGAAGCACUGGCUGAUGCAGCACCUGCCUCAGUUCCUCCAACGUUGUCGAAGGCUCCAGGAACACCCAUUACCCUACUCGAAAAUGCUGCUGUUGCUAACACCGCACCCAUCCCUGCUGCCCCCACACCUCCUGAGCUCCCUGUUGCAGAGUCUGUACUGUCCGACACAGGAACCACUAGGGUGGUUGCUGCUGGCAGCAAAUCACCUGACCUGUCGAAUCAAAACUCUUCAGACCAGGCCAACGAGGAGUGGGAGACUGCCUCUGAGAGCAGUGACUUUAAUGAAAGAAGGGAGCGUGAAGAAAGGAAAGGUGCGCUGGAAGCAGCUGUUGCUGCUACAGCAUCCACUUUCUCUGCACCUCCUCAACCCACAGGAGCCCAGAGCAAGUCCCCCACUGAGGGAGGUGUAGCUCCGAAACGUGACGCAAUUCCUGCAGUAAAAAGGAGCUUUUCCAGCCAGAGGCCAGUGGACCGACAGAACCGCAGGGGCAACAGUGGAGCCAAAUCAGGCCGAGGGUAUCCAGGAGGCAAAGGCGAGCGCAGGGGCGGAUCAGGAGCAAAAUCUGGACGCAGAGGUGCUGCACCCCAAAGUGCAGAAGCCACACAGGCAAGUGCAGGUCAGAAGACUAAUAAAGACCCAGCAAGUGGGCGCCGCAAAGAGGAGGCCAAGCAAGCCGUGAAGAAACCUAAGGAGAAGGAGAACGCUCUCUCUCAGUUUGACCUUAACAACUAUGCUAGUGUGGUAAUCAUCGAUGACCAUCCAGAGGUCACAACGCUGGAGGACUCGCAGUCAAACACAAACGAUGAUGGCUUCACAGAGGUUGUCUCUCGGAAGCAGCAGAAACGGCUGCAGGAUGAGGAGAGAAGGAAGAAAGAAGAACAGACUGUACAGAACUGGAGUAAAAAGAAUUCUGGGGAAAAGGGCAGAAGUGGUGGUGGCUCUAAAUUGCCUCCUCGGUUUGCAAAAAAGCAGCAGCAGCAACAACAACAACAGCAGCAGCAGCAGCAACAUCAGCAGCAAGCGACAGCAAGCACCCAGCAACAGGCUCCAAAUUCAGUCCAUCAAACUCAGGCUGCUCCCCCUCAACCACCACAGCAGCCUCAGUCUCAUCCACAGCCAGCUGUCUCUGUAUCCCAGCACAACCUUCCUGCUCAGGCCCAGAGCACAAGCACCUCUCAGCCUCUAGAGGGUGCUGUGGCACCUUUGCCCCCUGCCAAUGUCGACUUCACUACCAAGACCCAGACUCACAGCACUCUGGGUACAGAGCUGUGGGAGAAGGUGGCUGGCUCCACAGUGCUCCCAGAUGUCAAGAAACUUGGACCCAUCAGCCCUCCUCAGCCACCCUCAGUCAGUGCUUGGAAUAAACCUCUGACGUCUUUCACUGGGACUGUGACUUCUGAAGGUGUGAAGUCUGGGAAUGAGACUGGUGUAGAUCUUGGCAUGGAGAGCAUCCAGUUUGGCGCGCCCUCUUCAGCGGGUAGCACAGACAGUGAUGGAGUUCCACCCCUGCUAGAAAAAGUGGCUGAUAAUAAAUUACCGGAACCAAAAGAACAGAGACAGAAACAACCUCGAGCUGGGCCAAUUAAACCACAAAAGCUGCCUGACAUUGCUGCUCCUGAGCAAAAGGAGUACAAGCCAGGCCCAAUUGGUAAGGAGCGUUCGCUGAAGAACCGGAAAGCCAAAGAUGGCCGCCAGUCAGAUGGAGAGGUUUUGGAGAAGGGUGGUCCUGGAAGCAGCCGGGAUAGAGAAUCUAGCUCACCUGUUAAAGACAAAGUUCCUGAACUUGGAGGCGAUAUUGAGGGCAUGAUCACGGUCCCCUCAGCAGAAUACUCAAGCAGCUCCAAGGAAUCUGUAACUGACUACACUACCCCAUCCUCAUCACUGGCGGACACUGUCCCCACCGGAGGAAGCAAGAUGGAAGAGAGCCUGGUUGCUAAUGUGGCCCUGCCUCACUCGCUGCCUCUGCCCCGUAGAGAAGCCCUGCAGCAGAGUACCAGCCUAAGCACUGUCUCUCCCGCUACAGUGGACCUCACUCUGAAGAUGGAAUCGGCUCGUAAGGCUUGGGAAAAUUCUCCCAGUCUGGGAGAGAAGAGCUCUCCUGUCACCUCCUCUGCCUCCCCGAUCACCAGUGGUGGAGGAGCAGGCAGUGCCUCUUACAGCUCCUUCUCCAGUGCCUCUGUGCCUCAGAUACCAGUGGCCUCGGUUACACCUAGCACCUCACUGUCAGGUUCAGCCACUUACACGACGUCAUCUCUGAGCACCAAGACCACAUCUGCAUCUGACCCUCCCAACAUCUGUAAGGUAAAGCCCCAACAGCUGCAGAGCUCUGGAAUGUCCAACAGCAACUUCUCCCAGCUAGGUUGUGUGCCCUCCUUGUUACCACAGCAGCAGCAGACACCACAGGUCUUCGUCUCCCAGUCUGCAGCAGGUUCUGCAGCCCAAAUCCCUGCAUUCUACAUGGACACCAGUCACCUGUUCAACACAGCUCACCCUCGCCUGGCUCCUCCUUCAAUCACCCAGCAGCAGGGCUUUCAGCCUGGUCUUUCACAGCCUACAGCAGUGCAACAGAUUCCGAUCCCCAUCUACGCCCCCAUACAGAGUCAGCCACAACAUCAACAUCAGCAUCAGCAUCAACAUCAUCAUCAGCAUCAGGCCCAGCUUGGCCUCAGCACUGGCCCUCCUGUCUCUCAACCACAAGACCUCUUCAGCUCCUCCAUUCAGCCGUACAGGUCUCAGCAGGCAUUUAUGCAGAACAACUUGUCUCAGCCCUCACCCAUGAUGUUGUCAGGAACUGCCCUGCAUAGCUACCCGGGUGUGCAGCCCCCAGAACUGGCAAAGCCCCAGUCAAGCCUGGCCUUCCAACAGACUUCUAACACCCAGCAUAUCCCCAUCUUAUUUGAGCCUCAGCUCAACCAGCCCUCUGGUCUAGGUGGCUCCCAGCUCAUUGAUACACACAUACUACAGCGCCAGGGAAUAAGUCAGCAUUCAAACCUGUACUCUGGACAAGUGCAGCAGCACACACAGAACAGCUACUACAGCUCAACACAGAGCCCCAGUUCUGCACUGCAACAGGUCACAGUUCCCAUGCCUGGCUCACAGUUGUCAUUGCCAAGCUUUGGCUCUGGUGGGGGGCAGCCUCUGCUGGCCCUGCCCCAGUCUUUGCCCCCGACACCUCCACAGGCCCAACCCAGCCUGAAUCGCCAGCCCCCGAACAACCAGCCCUAUCGUGGUCUGAUUGGCCAGAGUACACACAGCAUGAUGCAGCCCUCUAACAAGAUGUGCGAGAUGGACCUAAAGCUGUUUGGCAGUGGGAUGGAUGUGAAGCCUGGAACUCCUCCAGCAAGAAGCACUACCCCCACCUCAAGUCCUUACAGAGCAAGCUCUACAAGCCCCAGCAGCCAAUCAAGUAAGAUGAAUAGCAUGCUGUAUCCCAAACAAUUCCAGACUGGAUCACAAGGCAUGCGCAUCCCACAACAUUUCCCUGGACAGUUUAACCCUCAGAUGCUGUCUCAGCCCAACAUGGUGUCUCCACUGGUACGCCCCCCUCACACCAACUCCUUCCCUGGAGCAGUGCAGCGAACCCCUAUGGGUCCCCCUAUGUCUUCAAACAUGAGUGGCGGCCUGAUGCCUCACCCCAGACCACAGCACCCACCCCGUGUCCCUUCUGGACCUCCUCUCGCACCACGUGGCACACAGGCCGCUCUUAAAGCUGAGCAGGACCUUAAGGCAAAACAAAGAGCAGAGGUACUACAGUCUACUCACAAGUUCUUUUCUGAGCAGCAGCAACAGCAGCAGCUAAAGGCUCCAGUCUCUAAGGCAACUCGAAUGGAGGGAGCGGGCAAGCCUAUAGACAGCAUCGCUCCAAACCACCAGGGGGCUCCACCUGACCGUAUUGAACCUGACAAACCCACACCGCUCGCUACAGCCAAGCCUAUCCGGACCGGCCCAAUUAAGCCCCAGGCCAUCAAACCAGAGGAGAGCAAGUAAACCUCCCCACAUUCAGCAAGACAGACAGAAGAACAGAUGAAUGCAGUGACUUGACUGAAAAGAUCUGCUAGAGCAUAUGCAGACCUGCCGGAGAGUAGGAAGUGUGGAUUUAGGAGAGAAGGAUGGGGGGGAUACAGGAUGAACAAUAGCAUGAUUUACUGUGGUACUCGGUGUGCAUCACAUUUGCCAUGCAUUCAUCCUGCUCAACUCUUUUCCAGACCCUUCCAUCAUCCGCUCUUGUCCUCUCUGUUGUGGAGGGGUGAUUUGUUAACGUGUUGGCACCUCUAGUGUAGGUGGUUUUCUUUUUUUUUUUUUUUUUUUUUUCUUUCCCCACUUUUGAUUUUUGUUUUGUUUUCAAGAAACUUAGACGAAAGGCAAAAAUUGUUGCUGUACAUCCUUACUGUACAGUAAAAUUAUAGAGUAACAGGAAAGUUAAAUUUGCUGCUGAAAUGUGCGUUUUGUAUUUUACUAUGAUUUCCCCCCCUCUCACUUAUUCCUCCCACCCCUUUGUCCACAAACAGAAUCACGUGUGUCAGUGAGGGAAGGUUAUUUCUAUUCAACAGUUUAGUUUUUUCUCCUUUAUUUGGGGGGUUCAAGGAGCGAAUCUUUAUUUAAAAGAUGUUCUGGCACCUCUUUAUUUUUUUUUGAAGUUUUGCUAUCUCUGAGAAAGAGACAAAAAAUAUUCACGCCCAAUUCACUUACUUGUGCAGACACAGUCAUCUGUGCAUGGCCACUACUCACUUGCUCUCUCUUACUGUAGUCACACGAUUUCUUCUGACCAAGUGGUAUGCCAAAAAUAAGGACGGUUUAUAAAUCACAAAUGCUUCUUGUUUUGCAUUUUUUAUUUUUCCCCAAGAGAAGUAUGCUAUUAGAGCCACUGAUUUGAUUGAUUAUUGAUGGAUUUGAUUGAUUCAUUGAUUGCAGUCUCCACUUUGAGCCUUCUGUUCCUGCCUUCUGUUCUGUAGUUUUUCAGAUUGUGAGGGUUGCUGAUAAAGUGGAAGCGAACCAGUGUGUGUGUGUAUAUGUGUGUGAAACAUCUCAAACCUUUAGCUAAAGGUUUGGGAUUAAAAGAAGGCAGAGUUCAUCCUACGCAAUUUGACAGACGUCAGCUCAAACACCUCUGCUUGGUCUGCAGGUAGAAGUUAUGUUUUUCUUUCUUUUUUUUUCUCCUUUUUUUCUUUUAAUAGUUUACUCCAGAGCAGUCAUGACUGACCUCUAUUAGCUCAAGAACAUCCCCUCCACUUGACUAUGAAUACAAGUGGAGGAGUUUCAGAUGCUUCACUUUCUCUCCCAGCCAUGCUGCUGUUGAUGCUGUAGGACUCUGGCCUCUCUGACGGCCAAUUACAGCACAGGGAGGCCAGGAAUGGCCAGGUUUGGGCUGAGCAGCAGUGUUUGAUUUUAAUACAUAAGAAUAUAGCUGCAAGAUUUAACAAACGAUGGAAGUUCAUCACGCAAGCCGGCCUCAGCCUCUAAAGAGGAGCAGAAAGGGCAGAAAAGUUGAAAAUAAAAGUUGAACUGUAGUUCAGAAGCAAAAAGGACACAUUUUCUGUUGUGAUGACCACAGGCCUCAAUCAGCUUGGCCUUUACCCUCUCCAGUCCGUUCCUCUCAGGUUGCUAUGUCGUUUUCAGUGUGACCCACCCAAACAAGGAGCUAGCGAGAGAGGAAGGAAUGGAGAGAGGAAUGAUUUUUUUUUUCUUUCUUGUUUUCGUUUAUUUUUGUUUUACUUGUACAGGGGUUAAAUCGCUGUAAUAAAAUAUGUAAGGUCUUAUUUACAUUCUCUUGGUUUGGUUACAGAAACUAAUAAAAUAAUAUGCUGUUAAAAAAAUGAA
Messenger RNA from Astyanax mexicanus (Mexican tetra), 10809 nucleotides. RefSeq names its product proline-rich coiled-coil 2C (gene prrc2c). The coding region runs from base 571 to 8979 and encodes 2802 amino acids. Gene Ontology annotation, biological process: cell differentiation. The record is from RefSeq and is a predicted model, not a curated record. NCBI's taxonomy places the organism in Eukaryota, Metazoa, Chordata, Actinopteri, Characiformes, Acestrorhamphidae. The transcript has 34 exons.